Messenger RNA from Miscanthus lutarioriparius, 1005 nucleotides. NCBI's taxonomy places the organism in Eukaryota, Viridiplantae, Streptophyta, Magnoliopsida, Poales, Poaceae. The record is from the annotation of a GenBank genome assembly.
AUGGCGUCCCACCUUGCCGUCGUCCUCAUCCUGCUCCUACCACUCGCCGGCGCGUCCGCCGACGACGGCGGAUUCAUCCGGCAGGUGACGGAUGGUCGUUCCCGCGCCGGCGCGGGCCCGGGGCUGCUCCCGGAGGCGCAGUUCGCGGCGUUCGCGCUGGACCCGACCGCGCGCCACGGGGUCACGCCCUUCUCCGACCUCACGCGGGAGGAGUUUGAGGCGCGCCUCACGGGCGUGCGCGCCAGCGGGGACGUCCAGCGGAUCGUGAUGAGUGGUGCGUCAGCCUCGCAGGAUGAGGUGGCGCGGCUGCCCGCCAGCUUCGACUGGCGCGACAAGGGCGCCGUCACCGGCGUCAAGAUGCAGGGCGCGUGUGGGUCGUGCUGGGCGUUCACCACGACAGGCGCGGUGGAAGGCGCCAACUUCCUCGCCACAGGGAAGCUCCUCGACCUCAGCGAGCAGCAGCUGGUCGACUGCGACCACACCUGCAGCGCGGUGGCGCAGAACGAGUGCAACAACGGCUGCGCCGGCGAGCUGAUGACCAACGCGUACGCGUACCUGAUGAAGUCCGGCGGGCUGAUGGAGCAGCGCGCGUACCCGUACACGGGCGUGCCGGGCCCCUGCAGCUUCGACCCGGCCCAGGCCGCCGUCCGCGUGGCCAACUUCACCGCCGUGCCGACCGGCGACGAGGCCCAGAUCCGCGCGGCGCUGGUCCGGCGCGGGCCCCUCGCGGUGGGGCUCAACGCGGCGUUCAUGCAGACGUACGUGGGCGGGGUGUCGUGCCCGCUCCUCUGCCCGCGCGCGUGGGUCAACCACGGCGUGCUCCUUGUCGGCUACGGCGCGCGCGGCUUCGCGGCGCUGCGGCUCGGCUACCGCCCCUACUGGAUCAUCAAGAACUCGUGGGGGAAGCAGUGGGGGGAGCAAGGGUACUACCGCCUCUGCCGCGGCAGCAACGUCUGCGGCGUCGACAGCAUGGUCUCCGCCGUCGCCGUGGCGCCGGCGCCGUGA